Brassica rapa (field mustard) is the source of this 450-nucleotide messenger RNA. RefSeq lists its product as uncharacterized. Lineage: Eukaryota; Viridiplantae; Streptophyta; Magnoliopsida; Brassicales; Brassicaceae. The record is from RefSeq and is a predicted model, not a curated record.
AUGUCCAAAGACAUAGGAAUUGAUGUUGCGCUCAUGUCUUUUAUGCAAACUGUAUCAAGUAUCUCUCCCAACAUCAUGUCUUCUAUUCCAACGCUGAAUGUCUCUAACUUUUGGGAAUGGACAGAUUGCUUGAUGAUAGCUCUUGACUUAAUGGGCCACGACCUUCCAUUCAUAGAGGAUCGUCCAACGAUUUCAAAUUCAAGUACUAAUCAUGAUCGCAGUAAACUUGAACGUUGGGAGACCUCUAACCGCAUGUGUCUUAUGUUGAUCAAGCAUUAUAUUCCAUCAGUCUUCAGGGGCAUUGUGCCCGAUGAGGUGGUGUUGGCUAAAGAUUACCUCGUUGCUUUGGAGAAGAGCUUUGCCAAGAAUGGCAAAGCUGAAACGAUUACGUUUCUAGCGGAUCUGGCCUCCAUGAGUUGUUGGGGUCGAAAACGGUUACGACAAAGUUAA